Messenger RNA from Python bivittatus (Burmese python), 2526 nucleotides. Lineage: Eukaryota; Metazoa; Chordata; Lepidosauria; Squamata; Pythonidae. The record is from RefSeq and is a predicted model, not a curated record.
GUUAGCAACCUACGGUCUAAAGUGUCUAGGUUUGCUAUUGGGACACUUGCUGCAUUGUUCAAAGCCAUGAAGAAGCAGAUGGAUCAAGAGGUUGAGGAGAUUUCUCGAGUCCUGCUCCAGAAGGCGGGUGAUACUAGUGAAUUCAUCCAGAAAGCAGCUGACCUGUCCUUAGGUAUCAUGGCACAGAGUGUGACUCCUUCACGAGCGAUGACAGCCCUCGUGGCCAAUGGAGUGAACCACCGAAAUCCCCUCAUUCGAAAAUGUGCUGCUGGACACUUACUGACAGUCAUGGAACAAAUUGGGGCUGAGAAAUUGCUCUCAGGCAAUCGGGAGAGUACAGAGCUGUUAGUGCAGAUAUUGGUCAAGGUGGCUCAGGACUGCCAUCAAGAUACAAGAUGUUAUGGCCGGAAGAUGCUGAACAUGCUUAUGUCUCAUCCAAAAUUUGAUGGGUAUUUGAAACAAAAUCUGCCAUCACAUGACCUGCGGGAUGUCAUGGCUGCAAUUAAACAAAAAGGGACCGAAGAUCCGGCCUCGCAAGCUUCUUCUGCCAAAAGCUACCAAGGAUCAAAGAGUGGCAGUUUGACCAUCUCACUGGACAGCCUGUCUUCAGGUGAAGGGUCUACCUCUGAUGCCCUUAACCUCUCGCAGCCUGCAGCUCGUUCCUUCUCGCUUCGCAGUAUAGAAGUAAUGGAACAGCUGAAGGAGUUGAACAAGAUGCUUAUGGCUAAGGAAUUUCAGAUACGAAUAGAUGGAAUAGCCUUACUAACUGAGCAUUGCAAGAACAACCCUCAGUUUGUCUCCUCAAAUAUUGUGCAGAUUUUUGAUACUUUUACACUGAGGCUUCAGGAUUCCAACAAGAAGGUGAACCAGUAUGCAUUAGAAUCAGUUGUCUCCAUGAUUCCAGUCCUUAAAAAUGGCUUAAAUCCAGUCCUGUUCUCUGUUGUGACUAUAGUGAUGGACAACCUAAACUCAAAGAAUUUGGGGAUUUACAGCGCAGCAGUAAAGGUUCUGGACACAAUGAUUACUUAUUUAGAUAACCUGUUGCUGCUUCAAAUAUUUGCCAGCAGGGUGCGUUUUAUCACUGGCCGAGCUCUGCAGGAUAUCACAGAUCGUCUGGCAGGUCUUGUGACUGUUGCUUAUCCACGGAAGCCUCAAGUUGCAGAACGGCACAUCCUUCCUGUUCUCUGGUAUUUCCUAAAUAACAUGAUUGGUAAUGGGGUAUUACCUGGGAAGAGUGGAAAUGUGAGAACUGUGGUCUCUAAACUGGCUAAAAGCUUGCACAAACAAAUGGGGCUGAAACUUGAGGAAUAUGCUUCCAACCAACCACAACAUGUGAUCAAACUCUUUCAAGAUCUUCUAGAUAUGGAUCUCCAGUGAAGAAAGCCUGUUACCGUCUCUGGGACAACUGUAGCGUGACAUUUCAAGGGAGAGCAGCAAUGAAGUGAUGGAUAAUGAUACAGAACUUGCCAUUACUUAACCUUUUUAUUUUUUAAGUGUAAGAAUCUCCUGUUGAACGCUUAUAGUAAUAAUCUACAAUGGAAAAUGUAUAUAAUAUAUUUUGCUGUAGAAUUAAAUCACCUAUUUUUUUAAGAUUUAAGCUGCUCAACUUUUGACCUAUAGAGAUUUUAUUAGUGACAAUAAUACAUUAAUGACACAGCUGUAGCUUUUAUAUGUAUAAAAAAGAGAAUUUUAUUUAUGUAAUACAUAUUUGUCAAAAUUAUGUGAUAAAGUGAUAGAGGUAAACCAUAAUACUGCCUCUACCACUAUGGAUUGCCAGUUAGGGAGAUGGAUUACAUGACCACAGAAAGAUGUCAGCCUGAGCUUCUUCUGCUUGAGCAAAUACCAGUUAGCAGUGGCUUCCAAACUGUCAUGUAGACUGCCUAGUGAAGUUAUUCCUUAGAUAGCUACUGGAAAUGUUUGUGAAGGGAGGAAGAGGAAAUCUGAAAUAUAAACAUUGGGCUCAAAAUGCAUAAGACCACUUCCAAACAAUAUUUCCCCCCCAUUCAGCUGACCUGUCACAGAGGAGAUGGUGCAGUUUUUCCAGACAUCAUCCACUUAACUCUGGUGUAGUAUAUUCUCAUUUCUUCAUUGUCUUUCCUCCUUAGCAUAAUAAAAGCUAUCAAGGAGAAAAAAAUGGAACAGUCAUACAGUGCCUUUUGUCAGGUAUGUCUGGUUGCUGUCUGGAAGUACCAAGAAAAUCUCAUUUAUCUGAUAUUAUGUUAGGAAACAGAAAUGAUAUAACUUGUUACUAUUUUCCAUUUAUUGUUUUUGAAUCUGCCUCUCCUCACUUAAUUAGCAAAGUAUCUAUACAGUAAUACAGUAGAGGGGUUUGGAACAUCAGGAAUUGUCUGGGUAUACUCCAGAAGCACCAGCCUUCGGCAGUGAUUUCCAGUUCAUGCUGAAACACUGGAAGUCAAAUUAAUCCCUGCAGAAUUUCUAUAUGGAGAGCUGUCACUUGCUGAGAUUGUGUAAAUGUCCAUCAUCAUUAGAUCAAUAUCUUUAAAAAAGUAAAAUGUUUUAAUUAUU